Messenger RNA from Nomia melanderi (Alkali bee), 5011 nucleotides. RefSeq names its product trehalose transporter 1 (gene Tret1). Gene Ontology annotation, cellular component: membrane. The record is from RefSeq and is a predicted model, not a curated record. NCBI's taxonomy places the organism in Eukaryota, Metazoa, Arthropoda, Insecta, Hymenoptera, Halictidae. Gene Ontology annotation, biological process: carbohydrate transport; transmembrane transport. Gene Ontology annotation, molecular function: sugar transmembrane transporter activity.
CGGCGCUUACGGCCGCACAAGCCUCUAUAUAAAAGAGACAAACCCCCCGAUCUGAUUAGCAAAGUUCCAAAACAUACGUAAAAGCGCAUUUCAUUCAUAUUUCCAACGGUCCAAGAAGCGUACACGGCUAGCAACAACGUGCGGACGGCCGGUAUCAGGGUAUAUGUGUACGAGUAUAUGCACAUAUGUUCCACUGGUGUGUAUGUACACGCUAUAUACUGUGAUAUAUAUAGAUAAACAGACAGGCCGGAACGGACGAAAGUUGUGACGAGGAUCGGGAGAGACACUACCGACGAAGAGGCACGAGCAGCAGAAGCAGCUGAAGAAGAAGAAGAAGAAGAAGAGGAAGAAGCAGUAGAGACAUUUAAAUAUAGCUACUAAAACGCGAUCUAGUCAUCGUGGAAACGAGUCAAGUCGGUCGGGGACGGUUCGAAACGACUAUCCACGAAGGAGGCGGUGGAUGUAGCAGACGCUGCAGGUGCAGUCGAAGCGGCGAGCACGAAAACGGAGCGAGAGCCCGGAGAGCCUAUAGUUGAGAGGCCAGCAGGCCACGACGAGCAAGUGAGAUGAGACGCUGCGUGGUCAGACGAGGCUAGACGAGGCGAACCGAGAAACAAGGGAAGGCCCGGCGUGUCAGGGUGCAUCACAGGCCGCGACGCAACGAAAGGGUUGUGUGACCGGUGGUACCAACUAGGGCCACUGCAGCAGCUAAGCUAAGCUGAAGCAACCAAGCACGCACGCUGGAUCAUCGUCCACGCGGCACAGCCGCAUCGUUCAACCUUUAACCGCUUCGGAGAGCCAUCUCCUUUCUGCGCAGCCUCGCACCAGACAGUACGUUCAUCGAGAGAGAACACACCUCGCCCAAUCUUUUUGGCGCGCACGAUCGAUCUAUUCGAAGGAGACGGAGAUUCGCAGCUGUCCGAGGAAGAUCGAGAAACCGGGGAAAGAGGCGAUACACAGGGGGAACGAGAGAACACGGAAAUCUUGCCGCGGAUAGAGGACGAGAGCGGAGUCAGAUUCGACGUCGGGAAAGCGUGUUGAGUACAGCCGCCAGGAUGUCCGGCUCCCAGAGGAGACAGAUGAUGCAGCAAUGGCCUCUGUGCCUAGUGCCUGUUUCGAGAACGAAGGAGCGAUCCGUCCUGCCGAAGAAUUACACGAAGGUGCCCACGGUCGCGAGAUCGUCGACGAUCAAUUCGGGUAUCAGCCUAGAUUGCUCGUCGAACACGACCCUCGCGACGACCGUCAGCCCGUUCAACAGCCAGACCGCCCUUAUCGUGGAGAAGAAGAGCCCUUCUCCGGGGAGCGUGGCAGCCACUCCAGUGAACCAUUACUAUGAGCAAAACCUGAGGAACAACCACCAACAGGCCCUGCACGGGUCUCGCAUCUACAACCCCCUCGAGAAAGACCUCGAGCUCGAUUACAAGCAGCUCGACCCGCUGCUGGCCGGCGAACAACCCCCUUACUCCGUAGUCCCUAGCAAAGUAUCGGCGAUGAGUUCGCAGGACGUGAAGUCGCCGAAGGACUCGAUCGGCAUGGAGAAGCUGCACGAGACCGCGUACCAGUUCCAAAGGGAGACGAAGCAGAAGCACUUCGCCACGCAGGUGCUUGCGGCUCUGUCAGUGUCGUUGGGCUCUAUGGUGGUUGGCUACUCCAGUUCGUUCACAUCCCCGGGUCUGGUCUCUAUGCGUGACAAUGCCACGGCCACGUUCGAAGUGACGAAGGAAACGGGCAUGUGGAUAGGCUCGGUGAUGCCGUUGAGCGCGUUGUUCGGCGGCAUAGCCGGUGGCCCCUGCAUCGAGUACCUCGGCAGAAGAAACACCAUCCUCGCCACGGCGCUGCCUUUCAUCGCAGCCUGGCUACUGAUCGCGUUGGCGAGCAAUGUCGCGAUGGUGCUGGUCGGUCGCGCGCUCUGCGGCUUCUGCGUCGGCAUUGCUUCGUUGUCACUGCCGGUCUAUCUGGGCGAGACGAUACAACCAGAGGUGCGAGGCACGCUCGGACUGCUGCCGACGGCCUUUGGUAAUACAGGGAUUCUACUAUGUUUCGCGGCGGGCAUGUAUUUGAAUUGGAGAAACCUCGCGUUGCUCGGCGCGUGUCUGCCGAUCCCGUUCAUGAUCCUGAUGUUCACGAUCCCCGAGACCCCGAGAUGGUACAUCUCCAAGGGAAAGACGAAGAGGGCGCGUAAAUCGUUGCAAUGGCUGCGCGGCAAGGACACCGACAUCACCGACGAGCUGACUGCCGUCGAAAAGCUGCACGUCGACAGCGAGAGACACGUCUCGCAGGGUGCGUUCAUGGAGUUGUUCAAGAAGAACCACUUCAAGCCGCUCCUCAUCUCGCUCGGCCUAAUGUUCUUCCAGCAGUUGUCUGGUAUCAACGCUGUCAUCUUCUACACCGUCCAAAUAUUCAAGGACGCCGGUAGCAGCAUCGACGAGAAUCUGUCGACGAUCAUCGUUGGUAUCGUGAACUUCAUCUCGACGUUCGUCGCGGCGGCCGUGAUAGACAAGCUGGGUAGAAAGAUGUUGCUGUACAUAAGCGGCGUCUCGAUGAUCAUAACCCUCUUCACGUUCGGCGGGUUCUUCUACGCGAAGGACAAGGUGGAGGCGGACGUGUCGUCGUUCGGCUGGAUACCCUUGCUGAGCUUGAUCGUCUACGUGAUCGGGUUCUCGCUAGGGUUCGGCCCGAUCCCCUGGCUGAUGAUGGGCGAGAUUUUGCCGGUGAAGAUACGCGGCUCCGCCGCCAGCGUCGCGACGGCCUUCAAUUGGACCUGCACGUUCGUCGUGACGAAGACGUACGAGGACAUCGUCUCGCUGUUGGGAGCGUACGGGACAUUCUGGCUGUUCGGCACGAUCGUUCUGAUCGGCUUCGUCUUCGUGAUCAUCUGCGUGCCGGAGACGCGCGGCCGGUCCCUCGAGGAGAUCGAGAAGAGAUUCAGCGGUCCCGUGCGAAGAAUGAGCGCGGUGGCCAACAUGAAACCUAUGCCGAUGGCCUGUUAACCGCUUUCUUUCAAAUCACUAACUAGCCGAUAUCAAUGCGUUCGAUGCCCGGUUGACGGAGUCGGCGGACGGCUCUCGAUGCCGUCUCAACGGUACCCUUCGAACGUAUCCUAUAGUUCCUUAUAUUACCGAGCGAUAAGGACACGCGAAACGUGGACGGCGGUGACCGUCUUCAAACGCUAUAUUCUUGUUCGAUCCUCCUUUCCUCGCUUCCGUUUGCCUCCUCCGAUCGGCUCGACGAUCCUCGUCGAGCCGGGCUGCCCGUGAACAGUACGAGGAGGAAAUCGGCAGCGUGUCGCGAAGAGUACGCUGGGAAUCCCCGGUUUCGGAUGUCCAGCGGCGGAUAACUAUUUUAGAUAGCGACGACUCGGACAGAGGGAGGACCUUCAGAUAGGACGUCGCAUAUAGUUGUUAUAUUUUUGUUAUUCGAUAGUUUUACAGAGUCUACCUCAAAUUAGUACUUUUACGAAAGGUAUACGAGUAGGUUAACGCGAGGAGUGCGGAUUAUUUAAUUAGCGCGCGUGAACGAGGCGCGAGGAGUACGGCACGCUCCGCCCGUUGGGGUGUCCGGUGUUUUAAACCUGUCCCGAACGCGUGCGCGUGUCGCGGGGGACGACGGUGAUCACGUUCGGGGAUGGAACGUACUUCGAUUGUUCGGCGGAUCGCGGGAAGAGACGCGCGGCGAGCGACGAAUUCGCCUCGCGUGGCUGCGCCGAUACCGGCCGGGCCCGUCGCGUCAGCCUCUGUACAUACUUACCGUCGUCAUUGAAUGCGUCAACGGGCAAUUGCGCCAUACGCGAACCAAUUAAAUCGUAAGGUAUGCAUAGUUAAGAAACAGAGAUCAAAAUAAUACGCGUUUAUUUUUCCAAUGUCGUUACUGUUGCAACUGCCGCGGAAACGGGCGCAACUGUGACAGAAGCGCGCGCAAUUCGUUCGCGUUCACGUUCACGUUCUCCGAUGCACAUCGACACGGAACAUUUUACGUCAAUUGUUGUCUUCAGGAAGGUGCGGACGGGAAGGGGUCGAGUCGGGUCGGAUCGGAUCGGUUCCGACCGAGCUGGACCGGAUUGAAUCGAAUCUCUGUUGGACGUUGUCUCUCGACCGACACUCGUAACCCCUAACCCCCCCUGCUCCGCGACCAUCGUAAACGCAAUUUCCUGCGGUGUUUCUCGGCGUAGCGACAAACGCCAUUACGAAUCUCUCUGCGCUUUACGAUGGGACGGGGAAGCGAUGCGAGACAUUCCUAUUGUACGGUUCAACGUACGAUAUUACAAUCCACGGCAAACGCAAGCACCAAAAAUUCAUCGGGAACGCGCCGUUUCGUGUAGUUCGAGGUGACGAUGUAGCUGGGUAUUAACACUGGAACACCGCCGAGCGGUCGUAUCGUCUUUUUCAAAUUUCUCCGUGGAAACUGAACGACUAUCGAGACUUCAUGCAGUGUAGCUCGUGUAUUGGCGAAUCAAUGUCUCUAGUCGUUUCUCGGAGAAGCAUCCGUUACUUCCUCGAUAAUUGGAAAACAAAUCAUUAAUGGGUCGUUUCGACCCAUCCGGUGGUUCUAGUGUUAAAUCCAUUGAACCCCCUUGAAACGGGGUUUCGGAGCAACAGGAAAGUAGCCUGGUACGAUCGGCCCUGAAAAUAUUUUACGUAACGAGAACGAUGCUAAAGUUCGACAACAGAUAAUAUGGAUGACUAAUUGAAACGGCUUACGUUCACGGGCCUGCGUGUACUGUGUUUACUACCUUACUAUAUCGCGUUCGCUCGAAGUAUACGACUCGGAUGCGCGCGAGUUAACCCCUCUGAACCGUAACGUUAACGUUUCGUCGGACAUUAUAUUUUUAUCAUUGUAUUAUAAUUUGUAUUUAUCGGAUGCACACUUGUACCGUGCGUCUCAUGUCCGAGAGCCUAACGGUGCUUGCCAAAUUCCUCAGACUCGAACAAAAGAUAUCUUUGAAAGCGUAACGGGCGCGUUAAAUUUUUAUGUAAUUUAUAAGUUAUUAAAAUAGAACGUCUCACACGACAUC